CUGCGCAUUGUUUAAAAUAUCAGACAUUGACAUACAAGAAAUGGCGGAAGAUUGCAGGUCCAUUGUUAUAAACUGAUAUCUUCCUUGAUUGAUCGUCAUAAAAGCAAAUUCCAAAUAGUCAAAAUUAUUAUAAACUAAAAAUAUACUGAGAGGAGUAAAAUCUUGCCAAAAUGAAUUACCAGAAGGUUUAUAUGAACCAGAUACACUCAAGUUCAUUAUUAUGUCAGUUAGCUCAGAUGUGGAGGAGCCAGCUAGUCUGUGAUGCUUACAUAAGGACAGGAACUGUCACAACAAAGGCCCACCGGGUUGUGUUACUUGCAGCAUGUCCAAUGUUACAAUCCAUGGAAAAAGCAUCUAUUGGUUCUCACUUGGAGGUACGACUGACAGCAGACAUCAAACAGGAAGCAGUUAAUAUGUUCUUACAGUACCUGUAUGAAGGUUUCAUGUUGCUCACGGAAGAAAAUUGUAAAGAUGUUGAAAAAGUAGCAAGACUUUUGCAAGUGGAUAGUGUAAUCAAAUGUUGUGCAGACUUUUAUAAAUGUUUAGAAUCAAAAACAGGGAACAAUAUGUAUUCCAAUUCAAAGUACAAAUAUUCAUCUUAUGACAUGUUAGAAUUCCGCCAUGUAAGAGCAACUGACCUGCAGAAGACAGUUCAAGAUCGUCUUAUGAAAAGAGCUUCAGAAAUGGGUAGACCAUUAAGCCCAUCAAGUAAAAAACAAAGACUUUACAGAGCUUCAACACCACCAUCAGAAUCAUCACAGUCAAGCUUUAGCCAAAGAGCAGAUGAUACAUUCAGCAUGUCUCACAGCUAUGGUUCAGGUCAACAAGAACCAUGGGAUAGAGUACCAAGACCUGGAGCAAAUGCUGCUUCUAUGUCAAGAGGUCAGAGUCAAAGGUUUCAACAGCCAAGUGUCAUUGAUAUUGUAGAAGACAGCAUUGAACUUAUUCAUGUUGAUCCAGGGGAUGGCAGUAGUCACCAGCCACCAUCACAAAAAGGUGUCACAGUGUCUGUGGCUAGUCAGUUGGAUAGUGGGCCUCCAAAUAUUAGCAUUGUUAGUGUAACAGGAAAUACUGGACCUCCACAUGGUCCAUCUCCAAAUCAAGGACAUUCACAGAGACAAACAAGUGGUCCUUCAUAUUCUUCGCCACAUGUUCCGUCGUCAUCAUCAUAUACACCUCGUCAUUCAUCAGUCAGUUCAUCACCGUCACAGUCCAAAGCAUCUGAUCGCGCCAUCAUUUCAUUAACAGAUCCACAAAUAUCACAAAUAACUCGAGAAGUCACUCAUCAGUUACAACAACAAGAACAUAGUGCCUCAUCUGCCCGACCUCCACAAUUACAGUUAGCCCCCGGCCUCACAUCACCACAUGAUACAUUGUCACAACAAAGACCACCUCAUUUUCCUUUCACUGAAAGACUACAGCAGACUGCAAGCAAACCAUUUGCUGCUGGUAGUGCAAGACAAGUAGGUCCACCACAGAUGCCAAACCUUCACAGUGGGUCUUCCUCAACAGGGUCGCCUUCCACUUUACGACCAGAUAGAUCACCUUCAUUAAGUGGUAGAAGUGAUAGCAUGGAUAGACCUCCCAGUGUUGAGGCCAGCAAGGACAGUUCAAAACAAAAAGGUGAAGAUUCAUCCACAGCAAGUUCAUCAGAUUUAAUGGCCGACAUAACAAUAAUCAAAGUAGAAUCUGGUGAUGAGACAACAUCCAAAGAACACAAGGACAGUGGUCAACCGGGUCAGUCCUCAGACGGUGUUAUUCACUCCACAGAUUCUGGUCUGUUGAGUGGGGAUACAACUGGUGGUCUGGAUAUGCAUGUAGAUGCUCCAGAUGAUGGCGGAACAAUGACAAUGCAAAUACAAAGGAAUGAUGACGGAAUGGGACAAGAAGGAGAUAGUGAUAUCGAGGAACUGGAAGCGACUGGAGAAUGGCCACAUGAUAGUAACGAUGAUAGUAGUUUAAGCAAUGAUCCAAAUAACCCACUUGGAGGAUUUAGAGGUACAAAUCGUAAAAGAGGACCAGUGGAUUCAGAACAGUAUAAAACGGUAGUCGAUAUGGAUAGGCAAAAUUUUCAGCCAACUGCUGAAGGCGAUACGAGUCCUAUGAAGAGUGGACUUCCGAUUUCCAGUGAAGGAAGAUUUACUUUGAGUUUACCCGAUAUUUCUCGUCCGCCACCACCUCUGCCAAGUAGUCUUGAAAGUUCUCCUAACUUCAUGGAGUUUCAGCCACGACCAAGGUAUUUCCAAUCUUCGUCAAGUAUUGCUCAUGGUAAACCUUUUCAGAUUCCACCACAACCUUCUCAAUUCCCUGUGCAUACACAAAGGAUUGCACAUAAAGAGCAAUUUCAACAUAAAACUGGCAUAUCUACACAUACAGUGAUUGCAGAAAAAGUACGUCACACGAAUGAUCCAUUGGUCGCCCAAGACAGUGCAGGUUCUUCAGCACCAGUAGUUUUUAAGAAGCAGGCGAUAAUAUUAAAGGGAAUCGAUGACUUACCAGGUCAUAAAAUUGUCCCCAAUCAUGUCAAGAAUGGCACAAGAUGCGUAUAUUGUCAAGUCCAUAGAAUAAAAACGCCAUCUGGAUGGAGAGUUAAAACAAAUUAUAAAUGUGAAACUUGUGAUGUGGCUCUUUGUGCGAGCGAGGUAACCGAGCGGAAUUGCUUCCAUUUACAUCAUAUUGAAAUGUUUGGUGAGCAGAUUUUAGGCGAUAAAGCGUAGUAGAUGAUGAGUGAUGAUGUUUGACUAGCAUAAUGAAACUGUAUCCCCAAAGAUUUAUAGAGGAGAGGCUAUUAAUGUGUAUAUACUAGGACUUGUAGAUAUUAGUUUUGAUAUGGUUUAUAUGCAACCAGAAACUUAGUGUAAAAUAUGACAUAGCACGUAGGAAUCCAUCAGCAUAUAUGAAAUAGAGAGAUUUACAAGUGCAUGCGUACGGUCGUCCAUCCUUUAAUUCGGAGAAAAACAAGUCAUAUUUAAAAUGAUUUAUAUUAUGAGUUCAUAACGACGAAUGAUUUUAUAGAAACGUAUAGAGCAUUUGAAAAAGGCUCUAUAUUGGUUAUUUAUGUUUUUUCUACAAAAUUGGGAAUUCUUAGCUUGCCACAAAACGAGUUUUUGGUGAAUAAUAGUAAUAAUACUUUAUUCAAAAGCAAUACAGCUUAUAGAAUAUACAUUUUUACAUCAAAUUUUUAAAUGCAUCAGUGUAAUAUUAAUAACAAUAAUUAUACAAAAUACACAUAUGGCGAAUAAUGCAACAUGCGAGUAUAUAAAUGUUGAUUUGGGGUUGCUAUAAGGCAAAACUUAGUAUUUUAUAAUUCGAUUAUUGGGAAGGCAAGUUUCCAUAGCAAGCAUUGGAACUCCGACUUCUGCUAUUGUUAAACUGAAAGGGUUCACAAUCCCUCAAUUUCAAUACUCAAUAUAUUUUAGUUAUACAAAAAUUAUUUGAAUGAUUUUAGCUCCCGCUGUGUGUUUUAUGAGUUGGCAUAUGUGAUGUUUAUAUAUAUACUGAUGGUUUUCCUUUAAUAUGGUGUAAACUAUUGUUAAUGUGGUGUGAACUAUUGAAGGUAUUCACUACAGACACAUGUAGCAAUGGGUUUCCUAUGAUAUGGUGUGAACUUUUGAAGGUAUUCGCUUCAGAAACAUGACGAGACUAAUAGAAACCAUAAUGUAAAUAUUUUAUUAUAAUUCUGUUGAUGUGUGGGAUUACAUUGGAUAUGGAUACAUUUAUUCUAGUUAUUUUUCUGUAAAACAAUGUUAUGUAUUUCUUUUUAUCAAAAAAAUUAAUGCUUGCUUAGAUAUGUACCCAUUAUAAUCUUAAUUUGUUCCAAGUAUGAUGAUAAUACUGAAUUUGAAUUGAAAAAUAAGAUUUAUACUGAAUUUCAAACGGGAUGAUUUUAGUGAGUCUAGUAUUUUAAUUCUGACUGAUUUUGUUGAGGUUUAUUUUCUUUUUAUUUGAUGGCUUUAAUAAAAUUUAUUCCAUGGAA
Messenger RNA from Mytilus californianus (California mussel), 3976 nucleotides. Its product is annotated as zinc finger protein 37-like. The record is from RefSeq and is a predicted model, not a curated record. The transcript has 5 exons. Lineage: Eukaryota; Metazoa; Mollusca; Bivalvia; Mytilida; Mytilidae. The coding region runs from base 171 to 2717 and encodes 848 amino acids. Gene Ontology annotation, molecular function: protein binding. Gene Ontology annotation, cellular component: nucleus.